Elephantulus edwardii (Cape elephant shrew) is the source of this 1803-nucleotide messenger RNA. It is a transcript of the gene EPM2AIP1, whose product is annotated as EPM2A (laforin) interacting protein 1. The transcript has a single exon. Gene Ontology annotation, biological process: response to insulin; positive regulation of glycogen biosynthetic process; positive regulation of glycogen (starch) synthase activity. NCBI's taxonomy places the organism in Eukaryota, Metazoa, Chordata, Mammalia, Macroscelidea, Macroscelididae. The record is from RefSeq and is a predicted model, not a curated record. The coding region runs from base 1 to 1803 and encodes 600 amino acids.
AUGUGGAUGACCCCCAAAAGGAACAAGAUGGAAGUCAAGGAGUUUAGAGCUUUCCUUCCCGAGUGGACCCAGCGUUACUUAGUGGUGCAGCCUCCCGAGGGCAACGGGACCCUGUGCCUGGUGUGUCGCCGGCUCAUCAUGGCCACCCGCGAGCACGAUGUGAGGCGGCACUAUGAGGCUGAGCAUGAGUACUACGACUGGUACACGACGGAGGGCGAGAGCGUGGUCCUGGUGGAGGGCCCACUGUUGGCGGAGGAGAAAGCCAUGCGUGCGGGCUACGGGCUGGCCCGCCUGCUGGCCCUCAAGGGCCGCGGCUGGGGCGAGGAGCACUUCGUGUACCGCUGCCUGGAGCUGAUGCUGCGCGAGGUGCUGCCCGAGCACGAGGGCGUCCUGGAGCACCUGGACCUGGGGCCCGAGGUCACGGGCCAGCGCAUCCUCAAGAUAGACCGCGACCUCCACACGCAGCUCUGCAGCCGCGCCAAGGACUUCAGGGCCUACUCGCUGGCCCUGGACGACCAGGCCUUCGUGGCCCACGAGAACUACCUGCUGGUCUUCAUGCGCAGCGUGAACGACAGCCUGCGCGUGCAGGAGGAGCUGCUGUCCCUGGUCAACCUGACCCAGCACUAUAGCGUCGGGGCAAUGAUGGCGGCCAUUCUGGAGGCCCUGCAGGGCGCGGGGCUGAGCCUGCAGCGCAUGGUGGGGCUCACGACCACGCACACGCAGCGCAUGGUGGGCGAGAACUCGGGCCUGGUGUCCUACAUGCGCGAGAAGGCGGUCAGCCCCAACACCUGGAACGUCAUCCACUACUCGGGCGUCGUCCACCUGGAGCUGCUGAGCUCCUACGACCUGGACAUCAGCGACGUCAUCGGCACCAUCUCCGAGUGGCUGGUGAUCAUCCACUCCCGCGGCGUGAAGCGCCCCGAGUUCCAGUCCCUCCUGUCCGAGUCCGAGUCCCCGCACAGCGAGCGGGUGAACGGACGCUGCCUGCACACCUGGCUGCGCCGAGCCAGGACCCUCAGGCUGGUCUUUUCGCUCAGGAGAGAGAUCGAAGCCUUCCUGGCGUCCGUCGGGGUCCCCACCCUCCACUUCUCCGACCGGCAGUGGCUCUGCGACUUCGCCUUCUUGGUGGACAUCAUGGACCAGCUGCGGGAGCUCAGCGACGAGAUGCGACGCAGCCGGCGGGUCUUUGUCGCCGCCGCCUUUGACCGGGUUUGUCGCUUCGAAGACAAGCUGACCUUGCUGCACGUUCACCUGGAGGAGAAAAACCUCACCCACUUCCCGGCCUUGAGAGAAAUCGUGGACGAGUUCAGGCAGCACCAGGCCAAAGACGACCAGAGGAUCUUUGAGCCUGACAGGUACCAGGUGGUGAUCAGCACCUUACAGAAGGACUUCGAGAAGCAUUUCAAGGACCUGAACUUUAUCAAAAAGGACUUGGAGCUCUUCGCCAACCCCUUUAGCUUCAAACUCGAGUAUGCCCCCGUCUCCGUGAAGGUGGAGCUGACCAGACUGCAGACCAAUUCGGAACUUUGGGAUGAAUACAGGAGGAAAACCCUGGGGCAGUUCUACGCAGGACUGUCUGAAGAAUCUUACCCCAUCAUCAAAGGGGUGGCCUAUAAGGUGGCCUCCUUGUUCGACAACAAUCGAAUCUCCGAGAAGACGUACACCUAUCUGACCCGCUACCAGCACGCCUUGUGCCGCCCGCUGGAAGAUGAACAUCUCCAAGCCUUGUUCCGCAUUGCCACGACGGAGAUGGAGCCCCACUGGGAUGAUCUGGUGAGAGGAAGAAAUGCAGUGAACCCAUAA